AACGCCACUAUGCCAGACAUGUCGAGAGUUCCACGAGGUGGCCCGCACCGCGCCAGCCAAACAGUCACCCCAGGCCCGAAUUCACAGUUACGUCGACGGGCAUCAUCGACUCCCUUCCUGGCCUUUAAUAAAAAGGGGACUGCAAGAAAGUCACCGCAUGUCCGACGCAACAGAAAGAUUCUAAAAGACAAUAUCCUCGGCGUCACUUGCCCAGUCAUCAGACGCAUGGCCCGACGCGGCGGUGUAAAACGUAUUUCUGCGGGCAUAUACGACGAAGUUCGAACGGCCCUUCGCGACAGGCUCUCAAAGCUACUAAGUCUAUGUGUCAUCUACGCAGCGCAUGCGGACAGGAAAACCAUAAUGGUCGAUGAUGUUCUGCUUAGCUUGAAGAGGGUUGGACAAACUCUAUAUGGAUUUGAUCCCGAUGGACUAAGAAACGAACCGCGAUUAAAGCGUCGAGUUGGACAGGUGGCUGGCCAGCUACGCCUGGGGUAGUGGGGGAAACUCUGUUGGUUGUUGGGUCAUGACGGUGGGUUAUGGCACUGGAAAAUGCUCUUGUGAACGGGUUGGACGGAAUAUAUACAUUCUGAUUGAGAUUGAGUUGGGUAUAUAAUACGAAAAAAAAACGCUAUGCAUCGGUAUUCAUUACUUUUUCUUCCCCUUGAUGUCGUCGGGCUCCUCCAUAACAGCCCGCAAUGAUCUUGCGGCCCGUGCUUCAUCCCGCUUAAGUGCUCCCGACAUGAACUCUGGCAGCACCAUAGGACUAUGAAUAUGUUGGCGAGCAAACGUGAGUGUAGCAUCUUUGCCACAGCACUCGCGCGUGAUGGUGACGAUUGCUCGAAGCAGUUCUCUACCAACACCAGAGCCUCGAUGCUUUGGAGCAACCAGCCACGCGCAGAUGAACCCUCGUCCGUCCGGCGGGGCAUUGGCAUUGCGAACCUUGCGCUUACCAGCAGCAUGGGGCUCCAUGAUGAUGCGCAGCAGGGCGAUGCCGACGACGGUGCCUUGGAGGCGGACACCAACCAGCAAAUCGGUGUUGUUUGGCUUCUCUUUGAACCACGAGUUCAAGACAAGCUCGGCAUAUAAUGUGUACUUGUACGACUGUAUCCAAACGAAAAUGGCGUAGAUAAUCAAGAUUCCCACAGACGUGAGUUUCGCAGGGUGCGUGAUGGAUGUCGACGAAUCAAAGUACCGGUGCAGGUAGAUGAGCACAGCGCCAAUGGGCAGCACGGCUCGCGGAGCAGCGAAAAUGUAGCGGGCGGUCUUGUAUUGGAUCUCGGUGACGGACUCCUCCAGCAUCUUGUCUGCUAUUUCCUUUUUUUCCGGGGUAUUAAGCAGGUCGACGACGAGGGGAGCUGGGCCGUCGUCGUCCUCUUCAAUAAGCGUCGGGGGUAUCGUAGCCGCUGCGAGAGGAUUAUAAUCGCGGAUUUCGCCGCCAUAUUGGCGAUCUGUGUGUUCUUCGAAGACUAGGUUGGCGCGAAGGAAGCCGAUAAAAG
Molecule: messenger RNA, 1496 nt
Organism: [Torrubiella] hemipterigena
Lineage: Eukaryota; Fungi; Ascomycota; Sordariomycetes; Hypocreales; Clavicipitaceae
Source: the annotation of a GenBank genome assembly